Messenger RNA from Lactuca saligna, 390 nucleotides. The record is from the annotation of a GenBank genome assembly. NCBI's taxonomy places the organism in Eukaryota, Viridiplantae, Streptophyta, Magnoliopsida, Asterales, Asteraceae.
AUGACUGCCAUGCAUCGUCUCACCGGAAAACAACUUGAGAUUUGCCGAAACGCAGUUGAAAAAUCCAAGCAUACCACCGCAGAGGUCAAGUUUGAAAUAAUUAAAAGAAUCAACUGGUUAGAGAACAUCAGGAAGUUUUGGUGGAUCUUGAUCAAGUUCCUUAAACUUGAUACUGAUCAAAAUAUUUACGCCGCUAACGGCUCAUUUUACCGUUACAUUCAACGCAAGAAAUCAACGGAGGGGCAAGAAACUCCGGCGACUCCAGCGACGCCGGAGAUUAGCACAGGAAUGGUAUACGAAGGAGCAGAUGCAAUGCAAACUGACGGAGCUCCACCGUUGUACACCUACAUUUAUUCGGCAAUUGCAGCAAUGGCGGCUGUGUUUUUAUGA